Molecule: messenger RNA, 1605 nt
Organism: Condylostylus longicornis
Lineage: Eukaryota; Metazoa; Arthropoda; Insecta; Diptera; Dolichopodidae
Product: glycerol kinase-like
Exons: 9
Coding region: 1-1605 (534 amino acids)
Biological process (GO): glycerol metabolic process; glycerol-3-phosphate biosynthetic process; triglyceride metabolic process
Cellular component (GO): mitochondrion
Molecular function (GO): glycerol kinase activity
Source: RefSeq, a predicted model, not a curated record
AUGACAAAUAAACCUAAGGUUGUUGGUGCAAUUGAUCAAGGCACCGUCAACACUAAGUUUUCUUACUUCGAUGAGCGGAUGCGCUUGUUGGCGUCCCACUCAGUGGACCAUGCUCAAAUAUACCCGAAGCUGGGAUGGUUGGAACACAAUCCGAUGGAACUUUACGUCAAUACGCUUAAAGCAAUGUCCGUCGCGACGCACGAGCUGAAACUCAAAUAUCCGGGCGGUUUUGAAGUCGCUGCAGUCGGUGUUGUUAACCAGAGAGAAACUCUAGUUGUUUGGGAUCGAUCAACUGGUUUACCCCAGUGCAACGCGAUUGUCUGGCUGGAUAUGCGAACAAAUUCACUCGUGCAUCAUCUGGCAGAGAAGUAUGGAGGAGUGGAAGCCUUUCGCGAAAAAACAGGCCUCCCUCUGGCGUCUUAUUUUACGGGUGUCAAGCUGCUAUGGUUGAUGGAAAAUCAUCCGGACAUUGCAGAACAAUUGAGAAACAAGGAAGCGUUGAUCGGCACAGUUGACUCCUGGUUGGUUUGGAAACUGACUGGUGGUGCAAAUGGUGGCGUUCAUAUCACUGACAUUACCAAUGCAUCACGUACUAUGUUGAUGGAUAUCAACACCAUGACAUGGUCGACCGAGAUGCUCCGUUUUGGAACUGGCGCCACGGUCAUGAUGGUAACAGGCAAAGGAUCUCCAGUGACACCAAGACGUGGGUCAGUCGCUAUUGCUGGGGCCGCGUUGACGUGGUUGAAGGACAAUCUUGGUGCCUUAGAGACUCCUGAAGAGACUGAAGUAGGAACGAUACAGAUCUUGCGAAAGACACCCAACAGAUCCUGCGACAUUCCCUUCUGUUUCAGACCCCUUUUGAAUGAAGUUCAAGACACUGGAGAUGUUUAUUUUGUUCCUGCUUUUGCGGGACUGUUCGCUCCUCGGUGGAGAGCUGAUGCACGAGGCUGUAUUGUGGGAUUGACGCAGCAUUCAACAAAGGCCCACAUUGUUCGCGCUUUAAUCGAAUCAGUCGGCUUCCAGCUUGCUGAGAUUCUUGAAGCCUUGAGGAAAGAUGCGGUGUCUUUCCAGGACGAACCAGUUACGAUUCGUGUCGAUGGAGGACUUUGCAAAAUCGUUCCGUCGUCCGGACAAGUUAUUGCGGACAUCACCGGACGAACAAUUGCUAUGCGAAAGAACGUUGAAGUCACCUCGUUGGGAGCCGCAUUGCUCGCUGCUGGGGGAAUUGGACUUAUUUCCAAAGACGAACUUAAGGAGCUGGUUAAAGGAAUGGAGACAUUAGAGUGGGUUCCCAAAUUGAGUUCUGAUGAAAGAACAGCGAAAACAAAGCGAUGGGAGAUGGCAGUUGAAAGGUCUCUGGAUGGGAGGAGAUUGAGGAGGAAAUGGAGGGUCUCAAUACAUAUGGUGAUCGACAUCUCUCAAUCGAUUCUGCCAAUUGAUCUUCCAUUGGAACGAGCUCGUUUGGAUACUGUUGAAACGAUGAGUGCUCCUUCGACUCCCGACACGAAGAGUCGCCCCUCUAUAGAUAAUGUGUUACGGGGUUUUCGCCCACAAUUAGAAGACAAGGAACACCAAUCUUGUAACGCUGAUUGUAAAUGUGAAUAG